CUUCAAUCCCUUCACGUCGAUAUUUCCUGUCGCCAUUCCAUACACGUCCUCUUCCCGUCGUCUACGCCAGAUCUCGAUUCAGGCAAUGAUCGCGCCCUCACCCGCGCUCUGAAUCGCCAUGUUGUCGGCCACCGGGGGCCUCUACCAUCCCUUUCUCUCGAUAUGCCUCGCGCUAUUCCUCCUCCUCAUCCCCGGGGAAGCCUACAAGGACAUCUCCGACGCGACAUUGACCUCUCUCCCGCGACCGAACGGCGACUUCGACAUCCAGAACGGGGCUCUCCUCGCACCGAUCCUCCAACCCCGCGUCCCCGGCACCCCUGGCGCAACAGCCGUGCUCGAACACCUCGUGAACUAUGUCCGAACCACGCUCCCCAAUUGGCACAUCGAGCUGCAUAACUCGACGUCAACGACGCCCGUCUCGAAGGGUAAACCGGUCAAGUUCGUCAAUGUCAUCGCCAGCCGCGACCCGCCCUGGGCUAACAAAGGCGACAUCGGCCGUCUGAACCUCGUCGCCCACUACGACAGCAAGCUCGAACCCACGGGCUUCAUCGGCGCCAUCGACAGCGCUGCCCCCUGCGCCAUGAUCAUGCACGCCAUGCGCAGCAUCGAUGCGGCCCUGACAGCCAAGUGGGAGAAGAUGCGCGUGGCCGGCCACACGCUCGAGGACGCGGAGGGCAUCCAGGUUAUAUUCAUGGACGGGGAAGAGGCCUUCCAGAGCUGGUCCGACGAUGACUCCCUGUACGGGGCGCGCGCGCUGGCCGAGCAAUGGGACUCCGAGGUCAACCCGGCGCUGUCGACCUACAAGACGCCACUGUCGUCGAUAUCAGUGUUCAUGCUGCUGGAUCUGCUGGGAGCCAAGGACCCCACGAUCCAGUCCUACUUCGAGGCCACGCACUGGGCGUACAAGAAGCUGGCGGCGCUGGAGCGCCGCUUCCGCGCCCUGAAGCAGUUCAAGUCGACGACGCCCCGGCCGUGGUUCCCCGACGCGGCCAAGUCCGAGAGCCAGCUCCCGAAGUCCCUCGGCAUCGGCGAUGACCAUGUGCCGUUUCUGCACCGUGGCGUGGAGAUCUUGCACAUCAUUGACGCCGCCUCUGGACCGGGGAUGCCCUUUCCUGCGGUGUGGCACACCAUCGACGACGAUGCGGAGCAUCUGGAUAUGGACACCGUGGAAGACUGGAGUAUGCUUGUCACGGCAUUUGCGGCCGAGUGGCUGGAGCUUGAGGACUACAUGUCGGCUAGCGGCGGGAAUAGCUCGACAGAGGACGCGGGGCAUCAGAAUGAGAAGCAUUCGAACUGGGCUAGGAAGACUGAAUUGUAAGCUUUGCCCUGGAAUCUGUUUGGCUUUUGAUACUAGUACUGCACGAUGCAUCUCCCCUGCUUUGUAGGUUUUACGAUUCAUUAUGAAUGUAUCACUCAUGGCUUGAGUAGCGCUGAUGGUAAUUUACUUGCACAGCUCUUGAUUGGC
Molecule: messenger RNA, 1465 nt
Organism: Aspergillus candidus
Lineage: Eukaryota; Fungi; Ascomycota; Eurotiomycetes; Eurotiales; Aspergillaceae
Product: glutaminyl-peptide cyclotransferase family protein
Exons: 1
Coding region: 119-1318 (399 amino acids)
Molecular function (GO): zinc ion binding; glutaminyl-peptide cyclotransferase activity
Source: RefSeq, a predicted model, not a curated record